AUGGCCACCAACGGCGCCGGAGGCGCGCAGUCGUCGCCCCAAGCUCGACCUGCGAGAGCGCCAAGAGCGCCCGCACCGCAGCUGCAAACUGGGCUGGCACCAUCUCGCAGCAUCUCAUCGCCAUCACAGUCGCACUCGCCCUCGGCCUCGACCUCUUCGGCCAGGCCGUUUCACGACCCUGUGGUCCAGGAGCUCUGCACGCUCGACACCUUCCAGAGCUCUUUCAACACCAACGAGUUCAUCGCGCAGCUCACCACCAAGCUCGUACAGAGAUCCAAGGCCGACCCCGGCCCCUUCAACCCAAGACCCUUCAUACGCACCUUUGAGUCGGCCCUCGAGCAGCUCACCCAGAUCCGCGGCCAGGUGACCGCCCAGACCCAGGUGCUCUCGUCAUCGGUCCAUGUGGCCGAGUCGGCCUAUACAAAGAAGCUCGACGAGCUGUCCAAGAACUUCACCGCCGUCGGCAACUCGUUCAGCUCGCUCGAGGACCGCAUCUCCGAGGUCGGCAGGACGGCCAUCCGCAUCGGCGAGCAGCUCGAGACCAUCGACCGGCAGCGCAACCGCGCCAGCGAGGCCCACGACCUCAUCGAGUUCUACUACAUGUUCGCACGCGGCGAUCCGUCCAAGCUCGAGCGCGUGCGCAAGGAGGGCGGAAAGGAGGGGCGGAUGAAGGCGGCCGUCAUCGCCAGGAGGCUGGCCGCCAUCAGCCGCGAGGUCGACGUCCGCGGAAGCGAGCAGACCCGCGAGGCAAUCGACCGCUACUGCGAGCGCUUCGAGCGGGACAUGCUCAAGCUAUUUGACAAGUUCUACCGCAAGUCCGACCCGCGCAUGAUGAGCCACAUUGCAAAGGUGCUGCAGGGGUUCAACGGCGGCGCCAGCUGCGUCCAGAUCUACGUCAACCAGCACGACUUCUUCAUCAGCAAGGACCGCGUCGGCGAGGCCAGCACGAUCGAGGUCAGCAGCAUCUGGAAGCACCUUGCCGACCCCGACCAUCCGCCGCCAAAGACCGAGCCGGCCCUGUCGUCGCUCUUUGCCGAGAUCCGCCAAACCGUUGAGGUCGAGGCGCAGAUCAUCUCAGCCGUGUUUCCCAACCCGCUGGUGGUGAUGCAGACCUUCCUGCAGCGCGUCUUUGCGCAGUCGGUGCAGGCGUUUGUUGAGGUCAUCAUGGAGAAAGCGGGGCAGAUAGGCUCGCCGAGCUUUGUCACUGCGCCCGGCGUCGUCAACGGUUUGACGGGCGUCAUGGAGCUGCAGGCAGGCGCUGCGCAGCCUCCCGCAUCCCACCUCGCCUUCCUCCGAGCGCUGCACCUUUCUCGGUCCAGCGCGCUGACCCUCGUCAACGACCUCAAGCUUUAUGACUUCCGCGGUGCCGGCAUCGUCGGGCCGAACCCCUCGUCGACAGCGGCGGCGGGCGGCGUGUCGGAAUCGGGCGCGCUGACAUUGCUCGGCGGCGAUGGCGGCGCGACUGGGCAGAUGACGCACGCGGCGGCGAGCCCCUUGGCCACCAUGCUCGACCAGGCCGUCGAGGAGCUCUUCGUUCCGUACAUGGAGGGGAUACGGUACCUUGAACGCGAGACGCGCAGCCUGACGGACCUCUACGCUGGCUACCUGUCCAGAUUUACGGCAUACCAUAAAACGCCCAACAAGGCGAAACCGGCGGCUUCGAACACGAUCUUCAACCGCAUGAGGAACCAAAUCUCGUCAUCGUCGGAUGCCAAGGACAACAACGCGGCGGCGACAUCGUCGUCGUCAACGAGCACCACCAGCGGCACCAUGUCCGGGGCCAAAUCCUCGUUCUUCAAGCUCUCCGGACUGGCCGACCCAGCUGCAGCGGCGGUCCCCGCGGCGGUUCCAGCCCCAGGCGAGGCAGGCACUGCCGACUCGGGCGAUGCAGGGCCCACAGACGAGAUCGACCUGGAGCGAGAGGGCGAGCUAAGCCUGGAUGUGGCGGAGCGUAUGCUCAAGUGGCAUGCCGAGGCAAUAGGGCGCUGUGUCGACCUCAGCAGCUCUUCCGAAGUGCCCAAGACGACCUUCGCGCUGCUCAAGGUGUUGGCGUCGGCCUACAUCAAGACGUACAUCGAAACGGCGCUCGACUCGGCCCUCGCCACCGUCUCGCAGCACGACACGAGGGGGCCGCAGCUGCCAGACCUGUCGCUGAUCGGAGUCAUCCGCAACGUCGAGCUGCUCGUCUCCCUGUGGCAGCACUACGUCAACACAGCGCUGGUGCCGCUCGCCAGCACCAGCGUGACAAUCCGCCGCGAAAUGGUCAUCUUCAACAACCACAACCUCCUACGCGUCGAGGGCAAGUGCGACGCGCUGAUGCAGAAGCUGGCCGACAACGUCGUCAACUACCUCGCCAACCGCCUCGCGACGCAGAAGAAGAACGACUUCACGCCCAAGAAUGACGAGCUGGCCUUCUCGCGCAUGAACACGGAGCCGUGCAUGGCUUGCUCCGAGGCGCUCGAGAAGGUGCAGCAGAUCGCCAGGAGCAGCCUCAGCUCCGCCGCCGCCGAGCCGUACAUGCAGGCCAGCGUGAGCGUCGCGGGGCGACCGGGAUCCGCAGGCACGCUGGCGUCGCGGUCUGCAGCCCACGACGACGAGGGCUCCGACUCGCUGGCUCACGGCUCCGCGGGCAGCAUGUUGAUGGGCAAGGCGAGCCUGAGCAGGAAUGCCGAGAGCUUCCUGACCGAGGUCGGCGUCGCCUUCCACGGCCUGCUGCUCGAGCACCUGAGAAAGUUUACCGUCAGCCCGGCGGGCGGCCUGAUGCUGACCAAGGACUUGGCCAUGUACCAGGAUGCCAUCGGCACUUUUGGCAUCCCCGCGCUCGCGGAUCGCUUCGAGAUGCUGCGGCAGCUUGGCAACCUCUUCAUUGUCCAAGCAAGCGUGCUCAAGUCGUACAUGCGGGAGUCGCACCUCGCCAAGAUCGACGAGCGGCUGCUGCGGCCCUACCUGCUGCGCCGGGCCGACUAUGCACGCGAGGUGCGCGAUCUCGAUUCGGCGACGCCGCCCCUGCGCAUGGGAGAAAACAGCGGCAGCGCGACUGGGCCGGGCAGCGGCGGUGCGACGUCGAGCGGGGCGGCUGCCGGGGCAGGCGGCGGCAGUGCGAGCGGCCGGGAUCUGUUCGCCCACCUGCCCAACCUCAUCACGGGCACGUCGACGCCGACCAGCGCCCAUGGCGGCGGAGGCUCGGGUGCCGAGGCGAUCAAGUCGCAGAGGCUGGCCGAGAUCCUCAAAGACCUGGAGAGCUUUAGCAGCGCGGCGACCGGAACAUCCGCGGCAGCAGCGGAAGGGGAUGCUCGGAUCGACGGUCAGACGUAG
Messenger RNA from Pseudozyma flocculosa PF-1, 3315 nucleotides. RefSeq lists its product as uncharacterized. The transcript has 8 exons. The record is from RefSeq and is a predicted model, not a curated record. The coding region runs from base 1 to 3315 and encodes 1104 amino acids. Gene Ontology annotation, biological process: exocytosis; Golgi to plasma membrane transport. Lineage: Eukaryota; Fungi; Basidiomycota; Ustilaginomycetes; Ustilaginales; Ustilaginaceae. Gene Ontology annotation, cellular component: exocyst; cytoplasm.